Phytomonas sp. EM1 is the source of this 2289-nucleotide messenger RNA. NCBI's taxonomy places the organism in Eukaryota, Euglenozoa, Kinetoplastea, Trypanosomatida, Trypanosomatidae. The record is from the annotation of a GenBank genome assembly.
AUGGCAACCGUCAAAGAAGGGUUUCGAAUACAAAGGAGAGACAUAGCUCUUGAUAUUUGCGAGACCAAGGAUGAUGAACUCUUCCCGUUGAGUAUAUCCUCACCCUCCUCGCUAUUCAAGGUUUACAAGACUGAUGAGGUCAAACGGGGACGGAGAAAGGCGUCCAUAUCUAACAAAAGGUAUAGAAAAAAGAAUACAUUAGCAGAAAAUACAACAAAAUAUUUACUCAACCCACAACAUAAGGAACCCAUUACAACUUUUUCUCAUUCGCACCUACUAAAUGUGCCAGCAAAGGAAAAAGAAUCCUCUAUUUUAGGGUUUCGUACUUCACAUUUUAAUGUGAGACAUCGACUUGCGUUAGAUCAGCAAAGUAAUAGUCUUUGCUUAGACUAUGUGCGUGGCACGGACGACGGACCCCCUUCGAGAGCGGACACGCUUUCCCACUCGACACGACUCUUACAAGAGGACGACGAGGGCGAUGUGGAGUACAAAUGGCGUCUUACGGGCGUCACCACGGAACGUUUCGAACAUCUCGUCACACAGAUGCAAUUUCGUGUCUUUGAGGGCAACGGCCAGUGCCUCUAUGAACUGGGUGUGAACGAUGACGGUGUGCUAAGAGGCUUACCAGAGGCAGAGUUUGAAGAAUCUGUAAAGACAAUUGAGCGCAUGGCCGCGGCGCUGUCGUUUGACUGCCUUCUGCUCAAGCGCUGUGUGGUUCGUACUCACCCUGAAUACCUUUUCUGCGGUGAGUUGCUUGUUUCACGAAGAUACGCCGCGGGGCAGGACUUGAGUGUCGUUUUCUGCGGUGCCGUAAACUGUGGAAAGUCAACCUUGAUGGGGGUGUUACUCAGUGCUACUUUGGACGACGGUGAUGGCAGCACUCGUCAGCUUUUGUUUAACCACAAACAUGAAAUCGACACCGGGCGUACCACAUCGAUAUCAACGCGAAUUUGGCACUUGCGAGAGGGGGAUGAUAUAGAUGAGGAGACCCUAGGUCAAGGGCUCUUGUCAAUUGGAAAUGAUGGUUUCUGCGACCCACUUCAGUUGCCGAGAAGAUCCAGCAGGGAAUCGUUGGCGAUGCCUCUUGCUGCCGGUGUCACCAGGGGUAGCAGUCCCGAACGAGGGGACUCAUAUCAGAGAGCGAAUCAAUCUGAAAAACAGCAGCAGCGCUUUAUUCUUAUGAUGGACGUCGGUGGCGACAUAGCAAAGUCAAUGCUCUUUGCUAUUAUGAGCCGAAAACCAGACUAUGUGUGUCUGUGCGUCGCGUCCAACGAGCCUGCUCACUACUUGGGAUUGUAUGCCCAAACGUGUGCCGCGAUGGGUACUCCUUUCCUACUCGUCGUCACAAAGUGCGACGCCGUUGACGAGUUUGAGCUUUACACGUAUUGCAUGGAUCUGACCGCGACGCUCGAGGGCUUGGGGUACAUGUGUAAUCUGAUCGAUAGCAAGGAGGAGGCGCUUGAGUAUUGUAUUAAUUGGCUGCCCAUGCAGUCACACGAUGCCACGGCUGGCGACGAUCCCACUGAUCUAGACCCCUCACCCCCGUUGAAACCCAUAAGGGUCCCGCUGUUCACCGUUUCGAGUGUGACCGGGAAAGGGCUAAAGCUCUUCCAGUACUGUGUCUCCCACCUUCGAAGCGUCCGGCACCGCCCUUCCCAGUCUCCGGCGACGUCACCUGUGUCGCAGCCCCUCUUUGAGGUGCUCCUGGAUCGCGCCUUCCAGGUCAAGGACGUCGGGCCUGUUCUCCAGGGGCGCGUCUCGCGGGGCAGGGUGGUGGUGGGGUGCAGCUGCUGUAUUGGGCCGGACGCGUCCGGGGCAUUUCACCCGGUCUUCGUCUGGGACAUUCACAUCGAACGGACCCAUGUGAACGAGGCCCAUCCCGGAGAUGAAGCGACGUUUGCCGUAGAUCACCUGCCAGAGCAAGUCGAAAUCUCGCAUAAGGGUAAGGUCCUGGUCGGCAAACCGGAGAAUGUGUGCGACACCUUCCUUCUGAGUGUUCAGCUGCUAUCGCAGAGCUUUACACCAAACCUUCAGCCUAUUUUCUACUCCAGAAACGCGCGACAAGCAGUCAGAAUUCGCUCAUACCGUUCCACGUUGUCCAAUGGGAGGUCAGCAACCACCAUGGGAUCGAACGAAACAGAAUAUGAAGUCGAAUGCGAGUUCAUGUACCGGCCGGAGGUGCUUACAAUUGGCUCCCCGUGUGUGUUGCAGUGGAUGCCUAACGGCAUUGCGGUGGGUAAAGUAUGCUUUUUAGGGUCCCACAAGAUGUAUGCAUCCAUAGGCAAUUGA